AUGUCACAAGUACGGAAGCAAGUAUUGACACGAUCGUCUUUGGCAUGCCUGUCUUGUCGCUCUCGUCAUCAAAAAUGCGACGCCAAGAAGCCACAGUGCACCCGUUGCAGUGAGGCGGACCGUAACUGCCAGUACACGAAAUCUCGCCGCGGCGCCAACAUUCCAAGGGAAGACUUACCGCGGCGUCAUCAGACAGUUCACACACCAAAUCAGCUCGACGAGUACAUUUCCACGCUCAUUACACCUCCAGAUAUCGAAGCGCUUGCGCCGGUUAGCUUUUUGCCCUACAGCUCUACAGCUUCCGCCCCGCCAAGCGCCCCAGACAGCCUCUCACCUCAAAAAGACUAUAAAGAAGUGCGCUCAAGAGGGAGCUCCCGAAUCUCCGUGUCGCCAAAACUCAGCAAAGACACGCUUAUUGAGGCAUACUACGAAAACUUUCAUAAAUUCCACCCGUUGGUUCUACCUCGCCGCCGUUUGGUCGAAUUCCUGGACGAUCCGAAUUGGAGAUCUAGGCUGGAGCCGCUUAUUGCCACCAUCAAACUAAUAGGGAAUCUUUAUCUGACCCAGGAUUGGUCUGAUGCCCUCCAGAAUGAUGCGGAGAUGAAGAUUGAGGGUCUGGCAAACACGGAUCCAAUCCGUGUUCAAUGUCAUCUAUUGUACUCGGCAGCAUUAUUUUGGCAAGACCAGAAAGAAAAGUCUCAGCUUGAGAUGGGAAAAGCUGUUGAAACUGCUCUCGAGCUCAGAAUGUUUGACAGAGAGUUUGCAACAGCACACAGUGGCCAAGAUGCGGUAGUUGCCGAGUGCUGGAGGCGGACGUGGUGGAUGGUCUAUGUGUUCGACGCAUUCUAUGCAGGCACGCUAGGAAAGGUCCAGUUUUCAGUUGCACAUAUAGAUGCGACUGCUGAUUUGCCGUGUGAAGAAGUGCAAUAUGAGUCGGCAACUAUUCCGGAAUCUAUAUCACUGCGCGAGUGGGACUGCAGAGAGUUUGACGAAGAAGAGAAGCCGUUCUCUUCCUUUGCCCACCUCAUCGGGGCCAUAAGGUGCGCAACGCUGGCGAAAGAGGCUUCCCUGAAGAGCGACCCUCGAAAGAAGCCCGACGACGUACUCCACGUCGCAGAUUCGAUUCUGGACAGCUGGCUACUCCUUCUGCCAAAAACAAAGAAGCAAGUCAUGCUGCGCAGCGGCGAAAUUGACGAGCUUUUAUUUCAGGCUCAUCUGCUAAUACAUGUCGUCAUGAUCGGAUUUCAUCGGCCGCUCUCAGAUCUCAAGUUUAAUGCAGUGGAAGAUAUCUCGAGCUGCGCUAGGGAUCCUGCGCCCGACGGACCGACCCCAGAGCAUAUCAAUGUUCACACAGUGCGGGUACUGCGAUCAGUUGAAUCACAAAUUCGACUCCUCGCGCUUCCGUCGCGACCUUUCAAUCACACGCCAUUCUGCACUUGCAUGGUCAGCGAAGGGACCCUUGCUCUUCUGUCGGCAUGCAAGUUUCUAUUGAGAGGGCACGAGCUUGCCAUCGCGCGGGAUCAGAUACGUCUCACCAUUGGGUGCUUGAAGAACAUGGGUGAUUUGUGGCCGAGGACAUCCCGCAAUGUGUCACAGAUCCAGGCCAUAGCAAAACAUGUUCUAGGUAUCGAAGCGCGCGCCGCACCCAAGGAUGCAUCUGGCUCUGCGCACUCCGCAACAUCCGUCUCUGACGGAAACGGAAGCUCUACCGAUAUUACGAGUUCUUCAAAUAGUGAUGUGUUCUCUACUAUCCGCGAUUUUGACGACAUUUGUGGGUGGUAUGACAUUGGCGAGAUGGAUUCGGCUUUGCCGUUUUGGCCAGCUGAUCAAAGUGCUUGA
Molecule: messenger RNA, 1839 nt
Organism: Akanthomyces muscarius
Lineage: Eukaryota; Fungi; Ascomycota; Sordariomycetes; Hypocreales; Cordycipitaceae
Exons: 3
Coding region: 1-1839 (612 amino acids)
Biological process (GO): regulation of DNA-templated transcription; DNA-templated transcription
Molecular function (GO): zinc ion binding; DNA binding; DNA-binding transcription factor activity, RNA polymerase II-specific
Source: RefSeq, a predicted model, not a curated record